ACCAUCUACGCUACACGUUUGCUUUUGUUCAUCCCCACCAGAAAAUGAAAUUGCGUCUCUUAGCUCAGCUAUCAUGGAUUCCUCCUCCGAAUAAAUACCCAAUUCGCAUAUAUCUCUGAGGGAGUCUCCUACCCCUUGCAGUUGCCCCCUCCCAUCCCCAAAUAGCCAAUAUUUUACGCAUACUUUUUUCCAUCUUUUUCCUCCACCUUCUUCUUCUUCUUCUUCUUCUUCUUCUUAUUGCUAACUUCCCACUACUCACGCACAACACACAACACACACUCUACUCUGCCUGACGAAAAAAAGAAAGAAAUUGAUGGGUGUGAUGAGCAACCGUUGUUCCCACACUUCCCACAUCACGGCCAUCAUCAUCACCAGCUUUUUCCGCCAUAAAUUCUAAAGAUUUCACCUUUUUCUCUCUUUACCAACACCCAUCUUCAAUGCCCAAUUCUUGAAUUCUGUUGCUUCAUUUUGUCAAAACUAAAAAAAAAAAAAACUUUCUUUUUUGUUGAUGUGUUAAUGGGCGGUGGCAGCGCUAUGGAUCUGUCUAAGAAGAUGAAAGCUCGUGGUCUUGAUUCUGUGUUUGCUUCUGCUCCUUUAGAUUCGUUUCUUGGGCCAGGAGCGAUGGUGAGUUUUGGAGCUGUUGGUAGGGAUAAUGGAUCAGGAAACUCGUUCUAUCAGUCGUUCGAGAUGCAGGAGAAUGGGGACGAAUACUUGGAUGACUAUUUUAGUCAGCCGGAGAAGAAGAGGAGGCUCUCAGCUGAUCAAGUCCAGUUUCUUGAGAGAAGUUUCGAUGUUGAGAAUAAACUCGAGCCAGAGAGGAAGCUUCAGCUGGCGAACGAGCUUGGCCUGCAGCCUCGUCAGAUUGCAGUGUGGUUCCAGAACCGGAGGGCUCGUUGCAAGACGAAGAGUCUUGAGACAGAAUAUGAGACAUUGCAUUCGAGCUAUAAGAGCUUGAAGAUGGACUACGAUAACCUCCUCAAGGCGAAUGAGAAGCUGAAAGCUGAGGUUCUUCACCUCAAACACGGCGGGACUGCUCAAGAUGUGGAGAUAUCGGAUACUAAGGAACUAUCAGAAGCAAUGCCAACAUCUACCGAUGAUGAAGAACAUAAAGUUUCUGUUUCGGCUUCUAAGAGUGACGAGCAAAGCUCAACAAAAAGUGAUGUCACCAAUGAAGACAGUCCCCGGUUGAGAGGCGAGGCUCAUCAUCAUCAUCACCACCAUAUGUUUGUUGAAUCAGGUGAGUCUUCUCAUGACUUUGAUCCCGGUCAGUCUGUUUUCUCGCUUCACGGAGAAGAUAGCUUGAAUCACGAGGAAUUGCUACAACAUGCCUAUGUCUUUCCUAAGACCGAAGAUGUCUAUUAUCACAACCAUACAACUUCGUGUGGCUAUGGAUUUUCUGUCGAAGAUCAUGCCUUCAAUUUCUGGUCGUAUUAAGUUCAUGUCUGUAUAUUUCUACGAACUUUUUGACACCCUUUUCGUAUUAUUGCUAGGUAAUAAGUGAGUGUUGUAACAAAUCCCAGUUCCCCCCAAUCAUAGUUGGGCCAUGUCUAAAUGGUUUUCUGUGAAGAUAGAGGCUUGUUUUAAGCUUUUAUUCUUCUAUGUAUCAUAUUUUAGUGAAAAAUAUGUGAAUUAUGUGUU
Salvia hispanica is the source of this 1638-nucleotide messenger RNA. RefSeq lists its product as uncharacterized. Gene Ontology annotation, cellular component: nucleus. The record is from RefSeq and is a predicted model, not a curated record. Gene Ontology annotation, biological process: positive regulation of DNA-templated transcription. Lineage: Eukaryota; Viridiplantae; Streptophyta; Magnoliopsida; Lamiales; Lamiaceae. Gene Ontology annotation, molecular function: DNA-binding transcription factor activity, RNA polymerase II-specific; sequence-specific DNA binding.